AUUUAAAUAUUACUUUUGCGAUUUCUGUGCUACACUCUUUGUGACCUUUCAAUUUUGUUAUUUAUUUAUUUUUUGAGAGAAACGGGAAUUAUUAUUAUUGUUAUUAUUAUAGCUGUAAUAUAUGAGUAUUUUAAGAGGCUUAGCAUCGUGAAAAUGGUGCAAUGGAAAGAGAUAAUCGAACAGAACUCAAUAGAGGUGAAACCACAACUCGCAGUCUGGCACAUGUUCGUCCUAUGGACCCCAGGCAUAGCACACCAAUAAAAAAGCAGGUUGCUCCGCAGGCCGAUGAUAGUGUCUCCACACCAGCUCUGCUCGCUGAAGUGAGACAGCCACAGAGGCAAACGGCAAGCCCUGACAGCUCGGUGGCAUCUGGGCUCAGCAGACAACGUGGCCAGCAGGUGGUGGACAGCCUGGUCCAGAAGCAGCGGCGUGAGCUGCAGCUGCUCGUCGCCGAACUGAAGGACCGCGACCGCGAGCUGAACGACAUGGUGGCGGCCCACCAGAAGCAGCUGCAGGCCUGGGAGGCAGAUCGGCAGAGGGUGCUGACCCUCGAGCUGAAGUGCUCCAGCCUGGAAGGCCAGCUGCGGAAAUGCAAUGUGGUCAUCCAGGCCCUCACCAAGCGGGUGCGCAUUGCGGAGGCACGCCAGCAGGACGGCCAGCGGGCACUGGAGGGCAGCCGACACGAGCUCUGCCAGCUUGGGCAGCAGCAGCAGCACUUAGCCAGCCAGUGCGAGGAGCUGCAGGAGAGGAACCAGACUCUGAACUCCACAGUGCUCAAGCUCUCCUCCCAAGUGGGUCAGCUUCAGGCUCGAGAAGAGGAACUGAAGGCCAUGCUUAAGCUGAAGGACACAGACAUGACCGGGGCGACCAGCCGCAUCCUGGAGCUCACAGGUGGCUUCCGCAUGCUGGAGGCCGCUCUGGAGGAGUGCCGCUCGCGGGAGGCCAAGGCGCUGAUGGAGGCAGAGAAACAGAGAUGCUGUCACAGGGAGGCCAAAAACGAGUGCCUCCGGCUCCGGGAAGAGCUGCGGGAGAAGAUCUCAGAGGGAGACACGCAAGGAGAAGAGCUGUCCCGUCUCAGACGAGAUGGCGAGCUGCUGAGGAGCCAGCUAGGUCUGCUAGGGGAAGAGGAACGUAGGAAGGAAGAGCUUCUAGAGUUAGCAAGGUCCAAGAAGGAGCGCACAGAGACACAGCUGCGCUGCCUGCGCCAGAUUUGUGAAAAUCAACAGAAUGACUUACAGCUUCUUCAGCUGAACCUGGACUCGGCUCAGGAGGCUUUGCGACACCAGGAACAUGUGGGCCCGCCGGAGAGGAUAUGUUCUGCCUUCUGACAACACAGGAAUGCUUGUGGUAUGUACCAGUGACCUUUAGCACCUGCCCAUUCCUAUUUUUGAUGUAGAUACUCUAGUACUCUUGGUAUUGUGUAUUCUCAUUGACUGUGUCACAACUGUCAUGCAGAGAUAGCAGAAAAUGAAAAUGUUUUGUUCUAUAGAAAAUUGUCUUAUCAAGUAGAGAAUUGCAUACAUCAUAUGAUACUAAAGCUACAAAAUUCUCUGUAUUGAGACCAGUACAAACCCUUGAAAAACAUUCCAAACGUUAUGUACAUUCUUUCAUGGGGGGUGGCUUUUAAUGGAUGGUUCUGAAUUUAACAUUUCUCAAAGUAUGGCAUGUAAUGGGCAUAUUUUUGAGAGUUGUUAAGGAUGUGAAGGAACUUUUUUUCUGCCACAUGGCAAAGAUACUAAUGUCUCUGCAAAACUUUGAGGAUAUAAGAAGAGACUCUUUAGAAGUUGCUUCCACUCAGACUCAUUCCACUCAGUGGCAGGAGACUUGGGAAGGUUGAAGGGCAUCUUGUCAGCUGAGGCAGCUUUCCGUGCCUCAGCUGUGCCUCAGCUUGGCAGAGAGACCCUUCUGCAGAGGCAGGGAAGAACAGGCCACAUGUAGCCUUGCAGAGCACAGACUUUUCUAAACCUGUUUCCUGCCAGGGAGCGGAAAGGUCAGAAGGACAGGCCUUUUCUGCUGGUUAUUCGCUCGACGUUGAAUGUCCAUAGGUGACACCCCCUCCGAUUUGUGCUGAUUAAGAAAGCUGUCAUGGAGAGCCAGGUCAUGCACCAAGGUGGGUGUGGAUGAGCUACCUUGAAGUGACUCUGAGUCUCACUGGAGUGCCGACUUUCAGGGUCAGGAAGGCAGACCUCGGUUCUGUUAUUAGGGUUGAGUGAGCGUUCUGGAGGCAGGGCUGCCACCCAGCAACCCCAGCUGACAAUCACAGGCCUCUAAAGCACACUCUGACAGAAGAACCAAACUUUGAACCCCACUGAGAGUUCACCUGUAGACCCCCAUCUUCCUGAAAUGCAGAGGAGAGAAAGGACAGAGAGCCUGGCUGUCUGUGCCAGGGAUAGGAGGACAGAGCCUGGCCACUGAUGCUCUUUGGGAAAUCUAAGCUCUGACUUAAUGUGUACAGCAACUAUAAUAGUAUUAACUGCCAUUUCUUGGGCUUUAAAAAAUGUAUGAAUAGAUAUUACAAAAUUAUAAACAUGUCUUUAAUAUAGAAUGUAUAGUAUUGUGCAAAAAAUCUAAGAAAAUGUUUAAGGCUAUAUAUCUGGGUAGUAAAUAGCUUUCAGUCCAAAAAACAUUUUACCUUUAUAACAUGUGCAAAUCAACAGUAACUGAAGGAAAAAAUAGAAAAUAAUUUAUUGUUUUCCAGAAGGUUACUGAUAUCUUGUUGGAUGGUUAGAUGAACACUUGCUUUGGUUCCCAAACCUCUCCUCAAAGGCACCUCAACCGUUCCAUGUGUUAAUUAAAUUUCACUACUGUCUCGAUUAAUUAAUUAAGUUAAUUAACUUAGCAAGGUUUUGAUUAGUCAAACGAAGUAGGGUAGUGGUCCAGUCAGAAAAUACAUUGGUGUGUUGUAAUGUUGCUGCAAAUAUAGGAGAUUAGGAGAGGUACUGAAGUGGCUAAGCUAAUACACUUUGACAGACAUCAUAGCUUUACGCCAACUGGAAGAUCAUUUAAGCAUCAUUUUCAUUGACUGCCUAAGACCUUUCCAGUGUAGUGUCCCAAAACGUUUGUAUCUACAUAGCCAUGUGUACACACAAACACUGAAGAGCAAUGCCUCAACGAAUCACGACAAAUAAGCACAGUCACCUGACUCUCCCUUCUGAGACAGCCCAGCGCCCACCAGCCCCCAUGCUCCAAUGCACAGAAGGAUUAUUUUAAUGUGCAGGAGUCAGGCAUCUUCCCUGGAUCCUGGUUCCGCAUAAGGAGCAGUCUUUCUGCAUUGCUAUAAA
This is a messenger RNA of Brienomyrus brachyistius, 3281 nucleotides long. It is a transcript of the gene ccdc62, whose product is annotated as coiled-coil domain containing 62. The transcript has 12 exons. Lineage: Eukaryota; Metazoa; Chordata; Actinopteri; Osteoglossiformes; Mormyridae. Bases 162 to 1328 code for a protein of 388 amino acids. The record is from RefSeq and is a predicted model, not a curated record.